Molecule: messenger RNA, 1530 nt
Organism: Melampsora larici-populina 98AG31
Lineage: Eukaryota; Fungi; Basidiomycota; Pucciniomycetes; Pucciniales; Melampsoraceae
Exons: 5
Coding region: 1-1530 (509 amino acids)
Source: RefSeq, a predicted model, not a curated record
AUGCCAUCCAACCGUAAAAUACCACCGUUUCGCUCUGUGCAACCCAAAGCAACUACUCCUUUGCAGCAACAGCUCCUCAGGACACAAGCACAAGACUUGGCGCAUGCUGAAGCGUCAAAUGCUGCGUUGGCUAAUCAACUCAAUCCACCGGAUCUACCGCAAGCAGAAGAGCAUUUAGGAGUAGAUGUUGGAGGUUAUGCUCAGGAAGCAGAAGCGCAUGAGAUGGAACAAGAUGAGGUAGGCGAAGAGGAUGAAGGAAUUGACCUAAAUCGAUUUAUGCCAGAUCGAGCCCCACCGCCGGUUGGGGAUAAUGCAGAGGACCCCAUUUCGGCUGCUUUACACAGAGAAGCUCAUCUGGCAGACCGACUAGCCCACAAAAAACAAUGGCUUUGGCAAUAUGCUAUCAUGCUGCCGACAUUCCUUCGAGGUAGGUUAAAAACUUUGAACUGGGGAGAUCAAACAAAAUGGAAUGAAGACUUAAGACCGGUGUGCAACUGCACAAUGAGGACUGAGCACAAUGUCGACCUGGUAGAUUUUUUAUCCCGAUGUCGAACAAAAGUAUUGUUCUGCAAAAAUUGUGAUCUAUCCGACCCUCAAAGGCUUCUGCAGGUGGGGUACAUGGCUGCAUUGCCUUUGAAGCCACGAACAGCAUUCUCCAUUCGACUGCUAGUUCAUCACCACUCCCAGUGGAUAAGGUUUGCUGUACCAACAGAAGGAUUUUGCAACACCCUAGACUCUGCACUAGAUAGUAGCAAUCCUGUCAUAUUGACAUCUAGUGGUCAGCCAAGAAAUUGGUCACAGCCAUUUUCUUUAGCCGUGGAUGCCUACCGGUCGUUGAUCAACCAGAUACUCAUGAAGGCCACAGAACUCUUCCUAAGGUUACCUACCCCUAGUGCUGGUUCCUUGAUUACAAUUCCACCUUUGAAUAGCAGUUCUAUCAAAUCCAACUCGAAACCUAGUACCUUACAACCAAAUCCUUUACAGGUUACCGUGGGAAAAAUCCAUACUCAGCCAUCUUCACCGCCAUUUCCUACCCCUGCCAAAGCUGCUUCCUUGUGUUAUUUGCCUUUUUCAUCGGUACCUGGCUCCAAUUUUGAUGAAAUAGAUUUUAGGGAAAUGCUUCAUGGUGAAACUAUUGAUCUCCUAGCUCAAGACAUUGAAAAUCGAGUUCGCAAUCUAGAGGAUCCAACUCAGUAUGCACCUUCUAACGAAUCAUUGCCUCUCACAUCACUAUCAGUCCUGGAGGCUUCGAACAACAAGGAGCGUAAGAUUGUCAACGCUAAAACUACUUCUGCAGUUCUCAAAGCCAAAGGCCAAAAUGUCACGACGGAUGGCGCCCUUCUUCAUGGGAAAAUGUUUUGUUUUGGUGCUUGUGCUGGUUAUGCUAAAGAGAUACUGUAUUCGCCUUACGUUCCUUGCCAUGGUGCCUUGCUGUUGCUUUACAAACUCUUUCUCAGCGAGCUUCGAAACUUUGGCAGUCAUAAAUCAGCUCAGAACUUUGAAUGCCCCUGCGAUGACUGCCACGAAUAA